This is a messenger RNA of Helobdella robusta, 420 nucleotides long. RefSeq lists its product as hypothetical. The transcript is spliced from 2 exons. The record is from RefSeq and is a predicted model, not a curated record. Lineage: Eukaryota; Metazoa; Annelida; Clitellata; Rhynchobdellida; Glossiphoniidae. Bases 1 to 420 code for a protein of 139 amino acids.
AUGGCCAAAACUUUUUCCGUUGAGUCAUUUGAGAGUAUUGUUACUCAAAUUCUAGACAAGUCAAAUGAAUUUCUGGUGAUGGUGAUAGCACUAUCCAACGGCAACCUUGAAAAAAUAUUUGAGAAGUUCGACUCGAAUCUUACAACAGAAGACAGGCCGAGCAAGCAUUCUUCUAACGACAAGCACGGCGCCUUACAAAAUCAAGCGGUGACAAAAUCAAAUUGGACGACCCAAAAAAAGACCAGCCCUUUCGUUAAGAUCAGACCUCUUCGAAUGGCUUUGACCAACACCAGAAGUCUACAAAACAAGCAGAACGAUUUAAUUUUAUUUUUGUUGGACUACGAUUCCGAUAUAUUUUCUGUUGUUGAAACAUUUUUUACCCCUAAUGAUCCUGAUGAGAUAUUCUUACCGCCUAGCUAG